Molecule: messenger RNA, 553 nt
Organism: Arabidopsis arenosa
Lineage: Eukaryota; Viridiplantae; Streptophyta; Magnoliopsida; Brassicales; Brassicaceae
Source: the annotation of a GenBank genome assembly
CUCUCACUGAUACCCUAACUUGUGACCUAAGAUACAUUGGUGAGGAAUUUAAGAGGCUGCAUAUGAAUACAGUCGGAAUGGAUUUCACCAACAAGGAGCUUUGCGUUGACAAAGAACAAGUCACUUUACAAAUUUGGGAUACUGCUGGACAAGAAAGAUUUCACAGUAUAACGUCAGGGUUCUAUCGAGACGCAAAUUGCUGUGUUCUUGUCUACGACGUUAAUAUUCUCGAAUCGUUUGAAUCUCUCGACAUCUGGCAUGCCCAGUUCGUCGAAGAGGCAGAUCCUAUCACACCUGACAAGUUUCGAAUUCCCUUUGUUUUGAUGGGAAACAAAACCGAUGUAAAAGGCAGAACAUCCCCAGUUGUUGAAAAAGAGAAAGCAGUCCAAUGGUGUGAGAAAAAGGGGGAAAUAGCCUACUUUGAGACCUCGGCAAAGGAAAAGAGCAAUGUUGAUGAAGCUUUUAUGGAGGUUGCUCGAAAAGCUCUCUUAUAUGUGCGUCGUACUACAAAGAUGUGAGUGUGUGUUAUGCCAAAUAAAAAGACUACGUAAAU